AUGCCCGUCCUCAAACCAGCGUCAGAAUGGGGCCACUGCAUCCCCCCCGAGUCCAACUACGGCAUCACGACCUACGCCCCGGGCUGGGACUCGGCCAUCAAGUUCCGCGAGGGUGACCAGGCUCUUAUGGCGCGCGUCGUACACAUAUACCCGCGCUUCGGUCCGUUCCGGACAGUCAGCGAGACCCUCAUGGCCAUCUGCGCCAAACUAUUCACCGCCCAAGGCCUCGGCGCCCUCUACUUCACAUCCCCGGAAGCCCUCGCCGCCGUCCGCGCCCACGCCACCCACCCGAACCGCAAAGACCACGUCCUGACCCCGGACCAACUCGCCUACCGCUGCGUCGACAUCGCCGGCGUCCGCAUCUACCUCGUCACCUACCCCCUCCCAAAAACCCCCGGCGUCAUCGGUGCCUGGCAGAACCCGGGCGUCGGCGUCUCCAUCCGCCUCGCCGAGCACCUCCAGGCCAACCUCGACGCCCUGACGGAGGUGGACUUCCCCGCGGGCUCAUCGCAGCCGCCGCCGACGAGCUACCUCCCCGAGGGCGACGCCCACCCCAGGCUCAGGGAGCGCGUCGCCGGCCUGCUGCGCUGCGCCGCCGUGGACCCGGGGAAGGUGGCGGUGCGGAGCGGGGACGUGUUCCUGUACAUGACGGGCAUGGCGGCCAUCUUCGGGGCCCACCGGGCGCUGUUGCGGUACCGGCCCGGCGCGGUGGUCAUCCUGGGCAUCGCGUUCCACAGCACCAUCCACUACCUCCAGGACGCCUCUCCGCACGGCUACAAGCACUUUGGGCGCGUCGACGAGGACGGGUUGGACGUUUUCGAGGCGUGGCUGGACGAGAGGGCUGCCGCCGGCGAGGACGUGAGCUAUGUUAUUACCGAGUUCCCGAGUAACCCGCUACUGGCGAGCAUCGAUAUCGUCCGUCUGAAGACGCUCUCCGUGAAGCACAACUUCGUCUUCAUCAUCGACGACACCGUCGGCUCCUUCGCCAACAUCGACGUCCUCGCCCACUCCGACAUCCUCAUAUCGUCCCUCACCAAGUCCUUCUCGGGCUACGCGAACGUCAUGGGCGGCAGCGUCGUCCUCAACCCGCUAUCGCCGCACUACGGCGCCCUCUCCCCGCUCUGGACCUCGACCUUCCACAACGAGCUCUACACCGGCGACGCGGACGUCCUCCUCUCCAACUCGGAGGACUACCUCGCCCGGACGGCGAUCCUCAACCGCAACGCCGCGGCCAUGACGUCCCACCUCGAGUCCCUGACCAAAGACCCCUCCUCGCCCGUCACCAGGGUGCUCUACCCGCCGCUGCUCCCAGACUACCCCCUCUACAAGCGCUUCCUCCGCCGGUCUACCCCCGAGCUGGAGGAGCCCGGUGCGGGAUGCCUGUUCAGCGUGGACUUCGAGUCGCUCGAAACGGCGCGGGCCUUCUACAACCGGCUGGCCUUCUACCCCGGCCCGCACCUCGGCGCGCACCGCACGCUCAGCUUCUGCUAUAACACGCUCGCGUUCGGCAAGGACGCCGACGAGGCCGCGUACCACCGCACGCACGGCAUCCUGGAGGAAUCGGUGCGGAUCUCGGCAGGGCUGGAGGAUGUGCAGGACCUGCUGGAUACGCUAGACGACGCUCUCGCCGUUGCGAACGCGGCGAAGGAGGAGUCCGCCAAGGGGCCGAGGACGGUUGAGGCCGCGGCGGGGACGGGUGUUGCUGCGUGA
Molecule: messenger RNA, 1710 nt
Organism: Colletotrichum karsti
Lineage: Eukaryota; Fungi; Ascomycota; Sordariomycetes; Glomerellales; Glomerellaceae
Product: cystathionine gamma-synthase
Exons: 3
Coding region: 1-1710 (569 amino acids)
Biological process (GO): transsulfuration
Molecular function (GO): pyridoxal phosphate binding; cystathionine gamma-synthase activity
Source: RefSeq, a predicted model, not a curated record